GACUACAUUUCCCAGGAGGCAGCGGGCAUGACGCCGCUGCUGAAGAGCGGGGAUGCGGAGCGCGCUGUCGGGCGGGGGCGAGGUUCGGGCCGGUUGUGCCGUUGCGAGGUUGCAGCUGAGGUCGCUGCGGUGGGCCUAGAAUUAUAUCCUGACUUUGUAAAUUGGAGAAGCCAGUGGCACUGCCAGUGUUCUUUGACAGCAGUGUCUGGAUCCAGUGCAAAUUGAAUCAUUGUUCUGACAAGAAACUAAUCAAAAGAUUACAGAGUCCUACACAAAAUUUGGAGACACAAAGUGGAUGCUGAACAACUAGAGGUUACCCCCAGGUGUAAUUGAAAGGUGAACUUUUCUUCAGAGAUGUCAAAAACAAACAAAUCCAAGUCUGGAUCUCGCUCUUCUCGCUCAAGAUCAGCAUCAAGAUCUCGCUCUCGUUCAUUUUCGAAGUCACGAUCCCGAAGCCGAUCUGUUUCUCGAUCAAGGAAGCGCAGGCUGAGUUCUAGGUCUCGUUCCAGAUCGUAUUCUCCAGCUCAUAACAGAGAAAGGAAUCACCCCAGAGUGUAUCAGAAUCGAGAUUUUCGAGGUCAUAACAGAGGCUAUCGGAGGCCCUAUUAUUUCCGCGGGCGCAACAGAGGCUUCUAUCCAUGGGGCCAGUAUAACCGUGGAGGCUAUGGAAACUACCGCUCUAAUUGGCAGAACUAUCGGCAAGCAUACAGUCCUCGUCGGGGCCGUUCUCGGUCUCGGUCCCCAAAGAGAAGGUCUCCUUCACCAAGGUCCAGGAGCCAUUCUAGAAACUCGGAUAAGUCAUCUUCUGACAGGUCAAGGCGCUCCUCAUCCUCUCGUUCUUCCUCCAACCACAGCCGAGUUGAAUCUUCUAAGCGCAAAUCUGCAAAGGAGAAAAAGUCCUCUUCCAAGGAUAGCCGGCCAUCUCAAGCUGCUGGGGAUAACCAGGGAGAUGAGACCAAGGAUCAGACAUUCUCUGGAGGCACCUCUCAAGAUACAAAAGCAUCUGAGAGCUCGAAGCCAUGGCCAGAUGCUACCACCUACAGCACUGGCUCUGCAUCACGAGCCUCAGCAGUUUCUGACCUUAGUCCCCGGGAGCGAAGCCCAGCUCUCAAGAGCCCUCUUCAGUCUGUGGUGGUCAGGCGGCGGUCACCCCGCCCUAGCCCUGUGCCAAAACCUAGUCCUCCACUUUCCAGCACAUCCCAGAUGGGCUCAUCUCUGCAGAGUGGUGCUGGGUACCAGUCUGGGAGCCACCAAAGUCAGUUCGACCAUGGCUCUGGGUCUUUGAGUCCGUCCAAAAAAAGCCCUGUGGGUAAGAGUCCACCAGCCACUGGCUCCACUUAUGGCUCAUCUCAGAAGGAGGAGAGUGCUGCUUCAGGAGGAGCAGCCUAUACAAAGAGGUAUCUAGAAGACCAGAAGACAGAGAAUGGGAAAGAUAAGGAGCAGAAACAGACAAAUUCUGAUAAAGAGAAAGUGAAGGAGAAAGGGAGCUUCUCUGAUGCAGAUGCAAAAGUUAAAUCAGAUUCAUUUGCUUCCAAGACUGAUACUGAGAAGCCCUUUAGGGGGAGUCAGUCACCCAAAAGGUAUAAGCUCCGUGAUGACUUUGAGAAGAAGAUGGCAGACUUCCACAAGGAGGAGAUGGAUGAUCAAGAUAAGGACAAAACCAAGGGAAGGAAGGAAUCUGAGUUUGAUGAUGAACCCAAAUUUAUGUCAAAAGUCAUAGCUGGGGCAAGUAAAAACCAGGAGGAAGAGAAGUCAGGCAAGUGGGAGGGCCUGAUGUAUGCAGGGAAGGAAAAGCAGAGAAAAGCAGAGGAGUUGGAGGAAGAGUCUUUCACAGAGAGAUCCAAAAAGGAAGAGCGAGGAGGGGCCAAGAGGAGUGAAAGCGGGCACCGGGGGUUUGUGCCAGAGAAGAAUUUCCGAGUGACUGCUUAUAAGGCAGUCCAGGAGAAAAGCUCAUCACCACCCCCCAGGAAGACUUCUGAGAGCCGUGAAAAGCUGGGAGCCAAAGGAGACUUUUCCUCAGGAAAGUCUUCAUUUUCCAUUACUCGAGAGGCCCAGGUCAAUGUACGAAUGGACUCUUUCGACGAGGACCUCGCACGACCCAGUGGCUUACUGGCUCAGGAACGCAAGCUUUGUCGGGAUCUAGUUCAUAGCAACAAAAAGGAACAGGAGUUUCGUUCCAUUUUCCAGCACAUACAGUCAGCUCAGUCUCAGCGUAGCCCUUCAGAAUUGUUUGCUCAGCAUAUAGUGACCAUUGUUCACCAUGUUAAAGAGCAUCACUUUGGGUCCUCUGGAAUGACAUUGCAUGAACGUUUUACUAAAUACCUAAAGAGAGGAGCUGAACAGGAGGCAGCUAAAAACAAGAAAAGCCCAGAGAUACACAGGAGGAUAGACAUUUCCCCCAGUACAUUCAGAAAACAUGGUUUGGCUCAUGACGAAAUGAAAAGUCCUCGGGAACCUGGCUACAAGGCUGAGGGAAAAUACAAAGAUGAUCCUGUUGAUCUUCGCCUUGAUAUUGAACGUCGUAAAAAACAUAAGGAGAGAGAUCUUAAACGAGGUAAAUCAAGAGAAUCAGUGGAUUCCCGAGACUCAAGCCAUUCAAGGGAAAGGUCAACUGAGAAAACAGAGAAAACACAUAAAGGAUCAAAGAAGCAGAAGAAGCAUCGGAGAACACGAGACCGGUCCAGGUCCUCCUCCUCCUCCUCCCAGUCAUCUCACUCCUACAAAGUGGAAGAGUACCCUGAAGAGACAGAGGAGAGAGAAGAGAGCACCACAGGCUUUGACAAAUCAAGACUGGGGACCAAAGACUUCGUGGGUCCAAGUGAAAGAGGAGGCGGCAGAGCUCGGGGAACCUUUCAAUUUCGAGCCAGAGGGAGAGGCUGGGGCAGAGGCAACUACUCUGGUAACAAUAACAACAACAGUAACAAUGAUUUUCAAAAGAGAAACCGGGAAGAGGAAUGGGAUCCAGAGUAUACACCCAAAAGCAAGAAGUAUUACUUGCACGAUGACCGAGAAGGCGAAGGCAGUGAUAAGUGGGUGAGCCGCGGCCGAGGCCGAGGAGCCUUCCCCCGGGGUCGGGGCCGGUUCAUGUUCCGGAAAUCCAGUACCAGCCCCAAAUGGGCCCACGACAAGUUUAGUGGGGAGGAAGGGGAGAUUGAAGAUGAUGAGAGUGGAACAGAGAACCGAGAAGAAAAGGACAAUUUACAGCCCACAACUGAGUAGGGGCCACUCUUGAUGGGAGCCCUUGGCCAGGGGAGAGAGGCACUGGGAAGAUGGCUGGUGAGCUGAACAGAGGAGCCUCAAGAAGAUUCUGAACAUCCCACCCCCACCCCCACCAGCCGUGCAGAACCCUACUACAGCGGAAAGUGUCCCUGGUGCUGCACCCACUGGACGGGAGGCCACCACAGAGCCUGGGGUCAGGCCCAGCUUGGCAGAACAUGACAUGUUGGGCUCUAGCCAUGUUUCUCAUUUGUUGUUGGUGUAUGGGGUUGGGGGCUAGGGGAGGGGAGGGAGAGCGAUGCUUGAUUUUGGUUUGUUUGCUAUUAGAAACCACCAGUUUUUAAUUUUCAUUUCAUUUGGAGAUAAGAGGACUAAUUUGAUGAUUUUCAGUCUCUUCUCCCCUGACCUGAUUUUAAAAGGCCCCUUUUUUUCUUUUCUUUUUUUUAGACAUAUGUAGUAAUAGAAAGAUUUAAUUUGGGCAACUUUGAUUCUUAAAAGAGAAAGCAAAGCAUGUGAAUAAACAUUGAAGUGUUCACCUCAGUUUGGGACCAAACUGCUUGGAUCUUUGUAAAAUCCAGUUUUGUAUGUCGAGGAGGAGUUUAAGGCCUUUCUGACCACCUUACGUUCCCCUUUUCUGCGCAGCUGUGUCACAUGGAGUUGCUCCUAACCACUUCCCAUGCACCCCGCUCCUGUAUUUUCUGAUUUCUCCUGGGCUGGGCUUCCCAUUCUCCACCAGCAGCUCCAAUGUCCCAAACUUUCUAGUCCUGCUGAUCCUCAGCAACAGGGGUGGAAACUGGAGGGCAGUUUCUGGUCGGUUUUCUAAGAUACUUCUGAAUUCUAUUAUCUUUACAAAUAUAAGAUGAGAAAAUAAUUUUUUCAAUAUUUUUUAUUAAUCUUUUUAUAAAAUGAAAGAAACGCCUAUGAUCGAUUAAGGAAGGUGGUUAUGGCUGGGUGAUUCUUGGGGUUAUGUGGUUUUUUUUGGUUAUUUUUAUCUUUUUAAUCUUAAGCUUUAAGUUGAAACAUUCUCAGAUGUUUGGGGGGAAACAUCCUCUUAUACUGGGGUCCUUUCUCCUGACGAGGAGGCUGUCCUGAGCAGGUGAAUCAUAUGGCAUCUGUGCAUAUGCUCUAUGUGGACUGUACCCUCCUCUUCCCCCCAACCUUUGCUUGGGUUGUUGUGCUUUCCCCUUACUUUGCUACAUUUCUAUAGUUAAGUUGGUUUUACUUGAAUGAUUCAUGUUUAGGGGAAAAAGAAAAACACUCUUAAAAUUUGUUUCAACUCCUCCUGCAAAUAAAAACAAUAAAAGUGG
Chinchilla lanigera (long-tailed chinchilla) is the source of this 4523-nucleotide messenger RNA. It is a transcript of the gene Thrap3, whose product is annotated as thyroid hormone receptor associated protein 3. Gene Ontology annotation, molecular function: transcription coregulator activity; DNA binding. Gene Ontology annotation, biological process: positive regulation of transcription by RNA polymerase II. Gene Ontology annotation, cellular component: mediator complex. The transcript is spliced from 13 exons. Bases 355 to 3219 code for a protein of 954 amino acids. Lineage: Eukaryota; Metazoa; Chordata; Mammalia; Rodentia; Chinchillidae. The record is from RefSeq and is a predicted model, not a curated record.